AUGCCCUUCCUUCUUUUAGAGCUGUUUUGGCUCAGCAAAGGCAAAGCAUUGCAAGCGCUUGUCUUGGCGAAAGCCAAGGGUAAAGGCAAGAAGGAGCAACUAGCUUUAUGUGACCAGGAAGCCGAACCAGCACUGCUGAAGCGAAGUCAGAAGAAGAAGAGCAAGGAAGCCUUAGAGAACCAAGAGUCUCCAGAAUCUCCAGUAGACAAACCGACUAAGAAGAGCAAGGCAGCAGAAGAGGCUUCGAAUUCUGCAGAGAAGCACAGCAAGAAGAGCAAGAAGGCAGCAGAAGAGGCUUCGAAUUCUGCAGAGAAGCAGAGCAAGAAGAGCAAGAAGGCAGCAGAAGGAGAGGCUUCUGCCGAGAGCCAGACUAAGAAGAGCAAGAAGGCACCACAAGAAGAGGAGGAUUCUGCAGAGCAACCUGAGAAACCGACCAAGAAGAGCAAGAAGGCAGAAGGAGAAGUGGCUUCUGAAGAGAAACGGGCUUUUAAGAGGAUCAAGAAGGCAACAGAAGAAAUCCCAGAACAAGAGACUGACCAGGCAGAGGCAAGCAGCAAGAAGAACAAGAAGCCAAAGGCAGUUGAAGAAGAAGAGGACACGACACAGACUGUCCACAAGAAGAAGAAGAAGAAGAGUGACCAAGAAAGCCCAUCAACUGAGAGCACAGCAGCAACAGAUGAGGUUUCAAAGAAACCCAAGGAUAAGAAGAUGGUCGGCUCAGUGCCUCCGCCAGGGCAGUCUUUGGCCACCAUUCGGCUGAGGAGCAAGACCAGUAUGGAGAGUUUGGAUGUGUCCCCGAUGACUGAAGAAACGAAGGCGAAGAUUCGUGAGAUGUCACAGGCUGAUGUUCCAAUCGGGGAACGUCGAGCUUUAUACAACCAGCUGGGCCGCAGGAUGAAACAUUCAGGGCUUAAGCCAGGCUUGGUCCAGAAAUAUACAGCAUGCCUGGGCAACAGCAAAGAGCGCUUCCAGCUCUUAAAGGAAUUUCUCAUUGAUGAGAACUUGUUGGAUACUGAGUUUCCCGAUGACGAGCGUUUCAAGAUCUACAAGGUCUACAAGAAGCACAAGAGCACAAGUGCUGAUGUGACCAGAGCCGGUACCCGCGUUUCAGCUGGAGGCACAGUGUCUUCAACUGCUUCUCGAAAGGCUCUGGGAGAAGCCUUGGAUGGUCAGGUGGCUGAUUUGCGUAAGGAUGAGUCCAAAGCCAAAAACUCCAGUUCAAAUGGGAACAGGGGUGCCAACCGCAAUCAGAACAAACAGAAGGCAACAGGUCAGUCAGAAGCAAAGCAACUGCAGAAAGACAUCAAAGCGUUUCUCGUCUGUGUAUAG
This is a messenger RNA of Cladocopium goreaui, 1329 nucleotides long. The record is from the annotation of a GenBank genome assembly. NCBI's taxonomy places the organism in Eukaryota, Dinophyceae, Suessiales, Symbiodiniaceae.